Molecule: messenger RNA, 6714 nt
Organism: Rhipicephalus sanguineus (brown dog tick)
Lineage: Eukaryota; Metazoa; Arthropoda; Arachnida; Ixodida; Ixodidae
Gene: chb
Product: CLIP-associating protein 1-A
Exons: 42
Coding region: 385-4710 (1441 amino acids)
Biological process (GO): mitotic spindle assembly
Cellular component (GO): microtubule organizing center; mitotic spindle; spindle microtubule
Molecular function (GO): microtubule binding
Source: RefSeq, a predicted model, not a curated record
AUAAAAAUUUGAUGGCCGUAUGUGGCUAGGUUUAGCGCAUUAGCGGUGUUGUAGGUGUUGGGUAAACUGCUGCCCGAGUUUGUAGAAAUUUACGUGUGAAUCUUCAUGGUUUCCGCAAGAAAAACACGGAAGAAAAGUGCUGCGUUAGUGAAAAGGUGUUGUCUGUGCUGUGAAAAAAGUCUGAAGAGGUUCACGAAAGACGCGGGUCGGGGCACAACGCAGGGCUGGUGACAGCCCCCAGGCCUGAGAAGAUGGCAGCUGGUCGUGGGCCUGGAGCAGUUUGUGCCCCAGCUGAGCAGCCAGGACACCAAGAAGCGGCUGCAGCUGGGUGCCACCCUGCUCUCUUACCUGGAGGAUCCACUCAAUCUCGUCGACUGCACCGAAAUGGGAGCCGUCAUCGACGGUCUCGUUGCUUGGCUCAACAGCAGUAACUCAAAGGUGGCACAGAAUGGCCUGGAGAUACUUUCAAUCCUGGCAGAAAGACUCAAGGAUGACUUCCGGCCCUACAUCUCAACAGUUAUUUCGGCAGCCAUAGACAGAAUGGGUGACAGCAAAGAUUCUGUGCGGGAGCAGGCAAAGUUUUUCACCAUGAAGCUGAUGACGGUGUCAUCUCCUCAGUACAUUCUUGAAAAGAUGAUGCCAGCAUUCAGCCAUAAAAACUUUCGGAUACGAGAAGAAGUGUUAUUGUGCCUCCAGGACACUCUAAAUGCGUAUGGCCCCCAGCACCUGUCAUUAAUGAAGUUCAUGCCGCUAAUUGCCAAGCUACUUGGGGACCCCAAUUCACAGGUGCGUGACACGGCAUUUCAGACGUUUGUGAUCAUCUACACGCACGUUGGCGAGCGGGUACGAUUGGACCUGGGAAAGAAGUAUGGCAUUCCACCUGCCAAGCUGCAAGCACUGUUCAACAAGUUCGACGAAGUGAAGAGCUCUGGGCAGCUUCUACCAACCGCAACACUCGACCUCGCUCACAGAGGUGACGAUGAGCUUGAUAGGGCAGUGCAUUCCGACAUCAAUGAUGCGGAAGCGAGUUUAGGGAAGGCUUCGAAAAGGGCCAGCAGCGCACCUCCAAACCGACGGGCAGUGUUGGCAACACCCAUCAAGCCUGCACAGCAGCCCUCAACAGCCACUACUCCUGCCACACUCACCAGAAAGCAUAGCUUGAAAGGCGCUCCUCCUGUUAAGGCCGCUGUAUCAGCGAAUGCAGGAGCUGUAGAUGAAGAGAUGUUCAUCAGAGCAUUUGAAGAUGUUCCAAAAACACAGCUUUACUCAGCGAAGGAACUGGAACAUGAACUUACGAAGAUCAGGCAGGUUCUGUCUGAUACAAAUACUGACUGGGAGAGAAGAGUGGACGUGCUGCGGCACCUUCGCAGCCUACUGAUAGCAGGUGCUGCGGACUAUGAGGAGCUCUUCACCAGUUUGAGGCUCUUGGAGCCUUCAUUCCAGGUUCUGGUUAGGGACUUAAGGUCACAAGUGGUCAGGGAGGCCUGCAUCACUAUCGCUUAUUUAUCCCAGCAAUUGGGUCAUAAACUCGACCAUUUCUCCGAAGCAGUACUUCCAGCGCUCAUAAACUUAAUCCCCAAUAGUGCCAAGAUUAUGUCCACGUCCGGCAUUGUCACAGUGAGGUUCAUCAUUCAGCACACUCAUGUUAGUCGGCUGAUACCAGUGAUUACAAUGAACUUAAGUUCAAAGUCCAAGGACAUCAGAAGGUCGUGCUUUGAGUUCCUUGACCAGUUGCUGCACACAUGGCCUACGCACACCCUGGAAAGGCACAUCGCUAUCCUACAGGAGGCCAUCAAGAAGGGAAUCAGCGAUGCCGACCCGGAAGCCCGUGCCUUUUCACGCAAGGCCUUUUGGGGCUUUGCGGACCACUUCAAGGAGCAGGCGGAUGUGCUGCUCAACUCGCUGGACAGUAGCAAGCAGCGCAUGUUGCAGGGCGAGCUGUGCAUGAGCAACUCCUCAAGCAGCAACUCGCUCAACAGCGCACAAGGCCGGCCCCUGAAGCACUCAGUGUCCAGCCAUGGAUCCAUGGAGAACCUCAGGCCUGGGAGUGGAAGCGCAACUCUGGGGCGGAGGUCUGGUGUGCCAGUCUACAACAACACCAGGAGUGCCUCCGUUCGAUCCAAUAGCGCCAUUGACUUGGGGGCAGCGAGAAGGGCACGAGCGCGUGCCUUCACCACAGCACAAAACAGAGGCACAGGAGCGUCGCUGCCUCGUCCAGGAACAAAACGAGCUGACACCGUGUCAAGCACGAUAGCAUCGCCUGAACGAAUUAGUCGAAGUCGGACGAAGGGUGUUUCCCAGUCACAGCCAAGCAGCAGGUCCGGCUCUCCCACCUCUCGGCUGAGCUAUGCUACAUACUCGUCUACACACACGGAUGGCACGGGACGGGUGCGCCGAAAAUCUGGCAUUCCCACGCCAGUGGGCACAAGCCGCGAGGCAAGCCCUACGCGGCCCACUGCAACAACCCCUGGUAUGACUGGAAUGUACGAGCGUCGCCUCAGUGGAAGUACAAGGCGCCCUUUUGGUGGUGCUGGCGACCGGUAUCACCCGACAACCAUCACAACUGGUGCUCCAUUGAUGGCUCAGCAGAUACUGCAACAGAGUAAAGAGGCCGAGGCUGCUGUGGCAGAUGCCUUGGAAUGUUGGAACACGCCUCCGAGGAAGAACCGGUACAAUGCCUUCGACGAUCAGUCGGAUGAGAGCGAAACGUCCAGUGUCUGCUCGGACCGCUCGUUCAGUUCCUACAACAGAGGUGGUUAUGAGGGCCACAUCCCAGUGCAAGACGUGCCGACCAUUUUGAAGCAUCUAUCCAGCAUCCACUGGUCAGACCGCAAAGAGGGCUUGCUGGGCCUGCUGUCAGUGCUGCGGUCGGGGCGCACCCUCUCUCUGCCUGACCUCAAGAAGGUCACCGACAUGUUCACCAAGAUGUUCAUGGACCCUCACACCAAGGUGUUCACACUCUUCUUGGAGGCCUUGGGGGAGCUGAUCCACGUCCACAGUGCAGACUUGCACAGCUGGUUGUACGUUUUGCUUACCCGUCUCUUCAUCAAGACGGGAACAGACCUCUUGAGCUCACUACAAAUGAAGAUUCAGAAGAUCCUCUCCAUAAUUCGAGACUGUUUUCCACAUGGCGACCAAUUUCAAGCAGUAGUGAGGUACAUCACUGAUCCAACGCAGACUCCAAACAUCAAGGUCAAGAUCACAAUUCUACGGUAUCUGAUGUCUCUGCUCCAAGCGAUGGACUCUGGGGACUUGCUGGUCAACACUCCAGAGACUCACUCUAUGGUUGCCAAGAUAUUUGCCUGGAUACGUGAUCAGAAGAGUCCUGAACUUAAGAGGCAUGCCCAGGAGGUUAUCGUGUCCAUAUUCAAGCUGAGGCCAGCAGAAAUUAAUGGAUUACUCAGCAGACUUGACCCUGACAACCAGGCUCUUGCAAUGGGCCUGAUUCAGUCCUACAUGCGUGGUCGUACUGAUGACAGUGAGCUGCGAACGCCUAGCCCCAUCACGGCGCAUGUCCAUUCUCCCAUCAGCAGUACGCCAAACAGAGGCAGCCGGAGCAGCGGGAGCCGAUCAAGCACGCCACUGCAGCGUUCUCUGGAGGAAGAGGAGGACAACACCGAGAACCUGAACCCGGACGAGCUGUACAGCUCACUGCUGCGCCGCACCACGGCCCAGAUCCACCGGCUGGCGUUGGACCCGGGCCGGGGUAUGGACUCGACGGACUCCACCCUGACGCCCACUUCCCGGGGCGCGGAGCUGCUGCUGCCUCCUUUGGGAGGCGGAAGCUUCAGGCAGCGGCUGGCACCCCAGAACUGGGAAGAGUCGUGCACCUUCACGCAGCAGCAGCGCCUGACCGGCAGCCGGGAGGCCUCGCCCGUCAAGCGCAUGGCCAGCUGGGAAUACGAUGGUGAAACUGGUAUGCAUCGGAUCAGGCGAACGUCACUCGAUGGUGGUGUCGGCAAAAGCGAACAAGACACCCUGAAUAACAUCUUCGCCAUCCUGCAAAACCCAAACAGCAGGACAGAGCAUCGCAAGCAGGCCUUGUCUGAGCUCAUGCCCCUCACCAAGGACGGUUCACCAGAACUGUGGGACGAGAAUUUCAGGAAUGUACUAAGGUGCCUUGUGGAAAACCUUGAAGAACAAGUGGUGCCUGUAAAAGUGGCUGCCCUAAGAGCCUUGGCUGAACUAUUGAAGAGGCAGCCACAACACUUCCACAAUUAUGCUGAGCUGACCUUGAUUAAGAUCUUCGGAACCUUCAAACAAUCCGAAAGAGAGGUGAGCCGCGCCGCUGAGCUGUGUUCCAUGGAGGCUGCUGCGGCGCUACCUCCGGAGCAAACCAUGCGGCUCUUGCACUCGCUCAUCGGGGAGUCGGAUGAGCAAGAAUUAGUCAUCGCUGCUAUCAAGGUCAUGUCUCGACUUGUGGAGGUGCAUCCAAAAAGGAUAAUAGUGGAACUUCUGCCUCAGAUGAUGCCGGUUUUGCUGAAGGCAUACGAUCACAAUGAGAGUUCUGUUCGGAAGGCGGCAGUAUUUUGUAUGGUGACGCUGCAUGGCGUAGUUGGCUCUGAUUUGAUGAAGCCACAUUUGGCUUCCCUUACGGGAUGCAAGUUGAAACUACUCAACUUGUAUAUUCAACGAGCGCAAGGCAACAGCAGCGGAAGCACACCUGGCUCCCCUUCAAACACGGCAUCGUCUUCCUCCAGUAACCCCUGAACUGGAAGUGCCGUGCGAGCAGCAACUCAAGAAGAAUGAACGAAUGCUUCCCUACGGGCUGUCACCAUUGCUAAGCUGCUUUAUUGCCAAUAACUGUGGCCCCAUGCCGAGCUUUAGCUGUCAAAGCAACUCAAAGAUGAACUUAGUCUGCAUGUUCCAUGUGCUUUUUUUUUUUUUUUAAAGUGUGGGACUACAGCACGUGAUUACUGCAAAGAGUAUGUCUUGAGGUUUUUUUCAUUACAUACCUGCGAGAUGGAGCAGUGCUCCCCUUUCAGGUGAACAAGUUGGUUGCUUUCAGGGACUCUGUAUUUUUUUUCCGAUGAAUUGUGCAUUUGUACACAUGUAUUUCGACGUCACAUUACUUUCGCCAAGAGUCGGCUAGCUUCCGGCAGUGCGGAUUAGUUGCGCAAGCAAGUUGCUGCGAUGCGAGAUUCGAUUACUGAGGGCUAGGCAUGCCCUCAACUUAUGAAUUAUUGCGCGAGACGCUCGCACACAAAAUGUGGUUCAGGCCAGUUGGACUUAACGCUCAUCCACGAACCACGCUAGCGAGCGAGAGAGUGACUGCUUCACGAGUGAUGCUGCUACACCUACUUUUGUCCCAUUAGGCAAGCUUUUGUAAUAUUGGACGGCGUCGUGCAGGACUGCCACAGUGCAGGGGCCGAAAUAAAUAACAUUGUGUUCAUGACGAUCAUGUUACUACAAGUAGCCUGGUGUGCCAGGCCUCUUCCUAGCGCACCUUUUCUUGCAACAACACGUGGUGUUGUUAGCACAGCCGCUGUGCUAUCCCCUUUUUUUUUUUCCUUUUCAUGGUAGUUCUACAAGGGAAUUGUGUGGCCACUGCUGCGUAGUGUUUUACUAGUUCUGUGCCAGUAACCUAGUGCCUGUGGCUGAGUGCUGAUGCUGGUACCAUACAUUCAGUCUACAGGAUGCCCCAUGCAACAUUGACAAUGCUUUGCAAGUUUGCUCGCUCUCAUAUUGCUGUUAUGAAAGCGUGAAAUUUCACACUGGUAGCGUGCGUUAGCUCUUGCAACAACUUCUGUGAAAAGACUUUGCGAUCAAUUAUUGUUUAACUUAUUUUCUUUCCGGUGUUUGAAUGUGGGUAGUUUUUCCUUUCAUAAACUUUGUUGAUGUUGCGUGGGACACCCCGUAAAUAUAUAUAUAUAUGUACACAGGUGGAGUGUGAUGCGAUUAGUAAUGCUGAGCCGUCUAACAUGCUGCUUUUCUCGUGUUGAAAUAGAAACAUUGCCAAAACUCUUGUAACUUUCUGAGCUGCUGCUUUGGUCAUUGUAUAUUAGUUGUCUCUUUUUCCUUGUUGCUGCCUGCUGCCAAUGGACACUGAGAGGCAGGUGAAAGAAUGAUGCCAUUUUUGUGGCCUGUGUGUGUGAUUGUGCAGAGUGUUUUCUACAAAAAAUGAGUUAGGUUUUGGCACCUUGCCACUCUGCCAUACAAUGUAGUGCCGUAGCCCUUUUCCUUCUUUUGUUCUUUUCUGUUGAGUGCUCGAAGAUGCUGUAAUAGAAAAAAAGAGGCAAAAAAAAAGUUUGCUCUCACACUUGAAGGCCGCCGCUUUAGCGUGCAUUUAGCGAGGUUGCAUCUGUGUAAAAGGAACUAACAUUUGUAAUUGAGGACAAUUGCUGCUGGCAGUUGAAGGCAUUCAUAUUAUGUAACUUGCACAAUGCUGCUUAAGAUGCUUGAGUGAACUAUUUAUAUUGUAGUGCCAGUACUUUUUUUUUUCUCUCGCAUGCUUUGUCAUUUUCAUUUAGAGAGGAUCAAAAAGAAAAGCCUUUCAUUUGCAAAGGUAUUACUUGUAUAGUGUACAUUCCCAUACAAACCCAUGCUCUUUCUUAUUUUUUUUUUCUUCUACACAGUGGUUAGCACUUCACUGUCUGCAACAACACUUUGAAAGGCAUGUCCUAACAUCUGUUCCCCCCAUUAAGUAAAACCCUUAUGCUUUUAAGAUUUUAUUCUGAAAUGACAAGUCAGGAAUAAACAUUUUUACUGUCUUGA